Molecule: messenger RNA, 1101 nt
Organism: Cuculus canorus (common cuckoo)
Lineage: Eukaryota; Metazoa; Chordata; Aves; Cuculiformes; Cuculidae
Exons: 3
Coding region: 256-1101 (281 amino acids)
Source: RefSeq, a predicted model, not a curated record
UGUUGGUGCUCUCGGUGGAGCUGGUACCAGUGAAGUCGGUGGUGGUGGUGGUGGUGGUGCUCUCGGUGGAGCUGGUGCCGGUGAAGCUGGUGUUGGUGGUGGCGGAGCUGGUGCCGGUGGUUGCCCAGCCCAAGCUGCUUGAGUCCUGCCACUCCUCAGAACUCAGUUCCUUGGUUCCACCAAGUCCUGCCGGCCAUCUCUCCUUGCAGAGAGGUGAGUGAAGUCAGGUGGUUCAGGGCCCAUUUCCACUGCACCAUGAAGAGGAUCUGGAAGAUCCUGCGUCGGCGGAACAUGGGGGUUCGGUCCGUGCCCUGUGAGAGCACGAGUGGCCAUGAACUCUGCCCAGAGGGACAAGACAAACUGCCGCCUGUGGAUGCCGGCAGCACCUCGGCCCAGGAGCAGCCCCUGGUGAAGAAGCCGGACACCAACUGGCAGCACACAGCCAACAGUCCUGUAGAGUCCACGGAGCAGGAGAACAAGAGAGAAACUGCUCCAGGCCAGGCAGAGGCUGUGUCGGCAUCCAGCGCUCCCUGUGGAUCUGGAGCUGUUGGAGAUGGGCAGCAUAAACGCGCUCCCCGUGGGUCCAGGGCUUCUAGAGCUGGGAAGCGUGCACGCACUCCCCAUGGGUUUGGAGCUUCUGGAGUCGGGCAGCAUGAUCGCACACCCUGUGGGUCCGGAGCUUCUGGAUUCAAGCAGUGUGAACCCACUCCCUCCUCGUCCAGAUCUGCUGGAGGCAGGCUGCAUGAACCCUCUCCCUCCUCAUCUGGAUCUCCUGGCUUUGAGCAGCGUGAGCUCACUCCAUGUGUGUCCAGAGGUUCUGGCUUUGAGCAGCAGCUUCUGGCUUUGGGCAGCAUGAACCCAGUCCCUCCAUGUAUGGACCUUCUGGAGUCAGGCAACGUGAACCCAGUCCCACCACGUCUGAAUCUUCUGGAGUCGAGCAACGUGAACCCAGUCCCUCCACGUCUGAAUCUUCUGGAGUCGGGCAACGUGAACCCAGUCCCUCCACAUCUGGACCUCCUGGGGUCAGGCAGGUUUGUACACGCUAAGAUUUUAAAUCAGAGUCUUCCCUUGAGGAUUCUCUUCCACCCCAAUGUGAAAUAA